Xenopus tropicalis (tropical clawed frog) is the source of this 1281-nucleotide messenger RNA. RefSeq names its product coiled-coil domain containing 137 (gene ccdc137). The transcript is spliced from 6 exons. Bases 90 to 815 code for a protein of 241 amino acids. Lineage: Eukaryota; Metazoa; Chordata; Amphibia; Anura; Pipidae. The record is from RefSeq and is a predicted model, not a curated record.
AAUGCGUCACUGCGCACAGAAGGGCGUGUGGCGUCACACUCUCGCGUGAUGAGACUUCUGCUCUCGGGAUUUACUGGCACACACGAGUCAUGAAAGAAAGAAAAAAAAAGAUAAAUUCCAAGCCAAUAGACCAGCAUAUGGAGGAAAUUCCAUAUAAGCUGCGUGAGAUAAUGAAGAGUAGAAUGGAAAUGGACAACCCAAAGAAAAAGAAAAAGCCCAAGCCAGCAAGGCAAGGAACGCUGAAUUCAGAGCUGCAAACAGACAUACCGGUCCCAAAGUUUAAAAGGAGAAAGAAAGAAUCUGUGGGGGCCUACCUGAAUCGCAUGAAUCAAGAAACACAGCAUGUUAUGUUCCUCAGCAAGAACCAGCCAGAUCGUUGUCCUGAGAUGGAAGAGGAGGAGGAGGUGGUGGGGGAAGAAAAAGAGGGAUGUGCUCAAAAAAAGAAAUCCCAAAAGAAGAAAGAGUUUGACAGGAGAAGGCUAGAUAAAAUACUGAAGAAAAAGGAGGAUAAGAAAGAAAUUAUCAUGGAAAAGAAUAUAUUCAAAGAUAAGGUACAGUUUGGUGAGGUUGCCAUGGAACCACCAAUAUUUACAUCCAAACCCAGAAAGAGCACCGUCCAGACCAAGCCUGGAGAGAAACCACUUCUUCUCAAGAAACUUCUAGGGGCAGAAAGCAGGCAAAGCAACCCUCCUGUAUUGUCCCUGGCAAGGAAGAGACUGAUUGAUGAAGAACGUGAGCGGGUUAUACAGGCUUACAGACAGCUGAAGAAGCAGAAGGUGCAAUCUGGCAAGGAGAUCAGUUUCCAAAAAUCUUAACCCUUAUUAAACCCACAUUGCUUGAUCUGCUAAGUAAGUACAAAAAAAGGCAGCAGGUUUUUUGCACAGCAUAUAAGGCUAAAGCAUCAAGCUAUCGGAGAUCAGCUUGGAAAAGCAGUGGAAGAACACAAGAAAAUACUUGUGCAGGGCAGAACUGAGUGAAGUGAUGAGAGAUACUGCUGCCGUACCAGGCUCCCGACUCAUUGCCAGAAGGAGCUAACUAUUCUGAGAGUUAAACACAUUCUUACACAUUGGCUUGCAGUGAUGUUCUUUGGCAAUGCUAUUUAUCCAAGUAACUUUGUAACUGGUUAAAUGUGCUCCUGACAUGUAUAAGCCAGUGAUGAUUCUAUGACAUGUUUGUGGGUCACGUUGAUCCAGACAGAAAAAUGUAAAUAUCUUUUAUAAUUCAUAUUGCCUUGACUUAGAGAAAAUAUAUAAAUAAACUGUAUUGUGGAUUAAGACUGGA